Molecule: messenger RNA, 559 nt
Organism: Cylicocyclus nassatus
Lineage: Eukaryota; Metazoa; Nematoda; Chromadorea; Rhabditida; Strongylidae
Source: the annotation of a GenBank genome assembly
AUGACAGCUGCAAACCCACAACAACAACUCACCCUGUUCAGCAAGUACAGCACUGAAGUGCGACCACCAGUGAUGGUACGACAUGAUGAGCGUAUUCGUUCGAUGAAGUGCCCAUUUGAAGAAAUUGCUGAAUCAGAAGAGGAGGAUAUUCAGCUCCCACAGCCAACUCAGCCAGAAGGUCGAUCACCCUUUGCUGUCGCUUUCGAAUCGCCCUUUGUCGAACGACGUCCAGCUUCCCCUCAGAGCUUGACCUCAGCCUCUGCCAGAAAAUUCCCCGUACCUCGAUUAUGUUGGGGAUUUUCCGGCCCAACACGCCGACAAGCACCAUCUGUGUUCGGAUCCCUGAGUCCAGACCGACAUGUUGCUGGAUCAGAUUUUUUGACCCUUCCACCUAUCCCCGAAACAGCUUCUUCGUGAAUUGACCACAAAACACCUGCUAAGAAAGUCCUCGGCUUGCAGUGGGAAUCCGGAUUGACUUGCUUGUUAAGCAUUCCUUUCUUUUCUCUAUAUAUCUGAACUGCUCUUGUACACAAGAGAAGGUCAGACCACUAUUCUUCAC